Messenger RNA from Colias croceus (clouded yellow), 1431 nucleotides. Its product is annotated as luciferin 4-monooxygenase-like. Gene Ontology annotation, biological process: long-chain fatty acid metabolic process; fatty-acyl-CoA biosynthetic process. Gene Ontology annotation, molecular function: long-chain fatty acid-CoA ligase activity. Lineage: Eukaryota; Metazoa; Arthropoda; Insecta; Lepidoptera; Pieridae. Bases 1 to 1431 code for a protein of 476 amino acids. The record is from RefSeq and is a predicted model, not a curated record. The transcript is spliced from 10 exons.
AUGUUUGAAAACGCUCUGAGAUCAGAUUUUCACCUCGGCCAUGUUUUGAUGAAAAAUAUGCAACAACAUUCUGAUCUGCUUUGUCAGAUUGAUGGAGCAACAGGAGAAGCAGAGACAUUUGGCUCGGUUCUAAGCCGUUCUAUUAAAUUGGCCAAAUGCCUUCGUAACUUUGGUCUAAAGGUUGGUGACGUGGUAGCAGUUGGUGGAUGGAAUCACUUGGAUAUGAGUAUACCCAUGUAUAGCGCCAUUUUUAAUGGCAUGAUUAGUUUUGGUGUUUCUCCUUAUUAUAAAUAUCAUGAGAUUAAAGAUCUUUUCGCUAUAACAAAACCAAAAAUAGCGUUUUGUGAAAGAAACUUCUUUGAAACGUAUAAGAAAGUGGAACAAGACUUGAAAUUGAACACAAAAAUUGUUGCAUUUGGACAUGGAUACAAAGCAUGGUCAGAAUUCAUUAAAAAAUAUGACGACGACAAAGCAGAGGGAAAAUUUAAAAGGGGAACAAAUUCGUUACAAUUAUCACCAGUAAAUGCAAUAGGGAAUUACGUUGCAUUAAUUUCAUUACCUCUUCUGGGACAGUGCAAACUUCAAAGUUCCAUUCUCAAUAAUAUAGAUAUUAUUAUUAACAUGAUCAAUAAAUAUAAGCCGAUAUCUACUUAUCUAAAUCCCCACAUAUUGGCAGAGGUUAUCAAAAGGAAAGACCAAGUUGAUCUCACUUGUUUCGGUGUAAUCGCAGGAGUUGGGGAAAAAAUUAAUGAUCAAUUAUUUUUGGAAGUAAAGAAUUGUAUGAGGGAAGAUUCAAGGCUAUUUGAAAAUGUAGGGCAAACGGAAACCGUUGGACAUAUCUUUAACUAUACUGAGGGGUGUCCACUUGGUAGCUGUGGAAAAUCCUUACUACCAUGUUUUAGUCAUAAGCUAGUAGAUCCCGAAUCGGGGAAUGAAGUAACGGAACCCAACGUACUUGGAGAAAUGUGGAUUAAAGGACCAUGCCUCAAGGAAUACUACAAUGAUCCCGAAGAAACGCAGAAAGUUUUUUCUGAAGAUGGGUAUUUCAAAACAGGUGAUCUGUACUACAGAGAUGAAAAUGGCUUUUAUUAUUUCGGCAAUAGAAUUAAAACAAUAAUUAAAUGGAAAGGUUGUUCAGUAUUUCCUGGACAAAUAGAGGAUGUAAUACGUACUCAUGAAGGUGUUAAAGACGUUUGUGUGGUUGGUAUUGCUCAUCCAGAAGAUGGAGAAAGACCAACAGCGUGUGUUAUACGAGAAGAACUGUCAUGUGUAACUGCACAGGAAAUCAAAGAUCUUGUUAUUGAAAAAUUAUCAGUGAACAAGGAACUGCGCGGAGGUGUUGCGUUUUUCAAGGAAUUUCCAAUGACUGCUACAGGGAAAAUAGCAAGAAAAACUCUUGUAGAUAUUGUCUCAAAUACUACGAGAGAAUAA